AUGACAGCGGACAAAGAAAAAGACAAAGACAAAGAGAAGGACAGGGAUAGAGACCGGGAUAAGGAGCGAGACAAGAGAGACAAGGUGAGGGAGAGUGAGAACUCGCGUCCUCGACGGAGCUGUACGUUGGAAGGAGGAGCCAAGAAUUAUGCGGAAAGUGACCAUAGUGAAGAUGAGGACAAUGACAACAACAGUGCCACCACAGAGGAAUCCACAAAGAAAAGCAAAAAGAAACCACCCAAGAAGAAGUCCCGAUAUGAGAGAACAGACAACGGUGAAAUAACGUCUUUUAUCACAGAGGAUGAUGUUGUAUACAGGCCUGGAGAUUGCGUAUAUAUUGAAAGUCGCCGGCCGAAUACCCCGUAUUUCAUCUGCAGCAUUCAAGACUUCAAACUGAGUAAACGGGACCACCUCCUUAUGAAUGUCAAAUGGUACUAUCGCCAGUCUGAAGUCCCAGAUUCAGUCUAUCAGCAUUUGGUUCAGGACAGACACAAUGAGAAUGACUCUGGACGAGAGCUUGUUAUUACAGAUCCAGUUAUCAAGAAUCGAGAGCUCUUCAUUUCAGAUUAUGUUGACACUUACCACGCUGCUGCCCUCAGAGGGAAGUGUAAUAUCUCCCAUUUCUCUGACAUAUUUGCUGCUAGAGAGUUUAAAGCCCGAGUGGAUUCAUUUUUCUACAUACUGGGCUAUAAUCCAGAGACAAGGAGGCUUAACAGUACCCAAGGUGAAAUCAGAGUUGGACCCAGCCAUCAGGCUAAGCUUCCUGAUCUGCAGCCAUUUCCUUCCCCAGAUGGUGACACAGUGACACAGCAUGAAGAACUUGUGUGGAUGCCAGGAGUCAAUGACUGUGACUUACUUAUGUACCUUAGGGCAGCAAGGAGCAUGGCAGCUUUUGCAGGCAUGUGUGAUGGAGGAUCCACAGAAGAUGGUUGUGUUGCAGCCUCCCGUGACGACACUACACUUAACGCACUCAAUACACUACAUGAAAGUAACUAUGAUGCUGGAAAAGCCCUGCAGCGCUUGGUGAAGAAACCUGUGCCAAAACUGAUUGAGAAGUGUUGGACUGAAGAUGAAGUG
Fulmarus glacialis (Northern fulmar) is the source of this 1077-nucleotide messenger RNA. Its product is annotated as arginine-glutamic acid dipeptide repeats protein-like. The record is from RefSeq and is a predicted model, not a curated record. The annotation marks the transcript as partial. Gene Ontology annotation, molecular function: transcription corepressor activity; chromatin binding. The transcript is spliced from 9 exons. Lineage: Eukaryota; Metazoa; Chordata; Aves; Procellariiformes; Procellariidae. Gene Ontology annotation, cellular component: nucleus.